Messenger RNA from Nematolebias whitei (Rio pearlfish), 852 nucleotides. RefSeq names its product sperm-specific protein PHI-2B. Gene Ontology annotation, molecular function: double-stranded DNA binding; structural constituent of chromatin; nucleosomal DNA binding. Lineage: Eukaryota; Metazoa; Chordata; Actinopteri; Cyprinodontiformes; Rivulidae. The transcript has 5 exons. Gene Ontology annotation, cellular component: nucleosome; nucleus. Gene Ontology annotation, biological process: nucleosome assembly; chromosome condensation; negative regulation of DNA recombination. Bases 100 to 852 code for a protein of 250 amino acids. The record is from RefSeq and is a predicted model, not a curated record.
CCUGCUCUCCUUUCAGCGGAAGCACAUGCUUAAAGUCAGUCAUGACGCUUUUGCUCUUUUAUCGCACUUUUUGCGUCUUUCUCCUACAUUUGCGCGACAAUGCCUCCUAAAAGAGCAGCCGCGCGUUCUGCUCCUCCUCCUCCACCACCGUCAUCAAGCAGUGCUCGUGUGGAAGUUGGGGAGAAGAAAUCUGACGCUGCGACGCUGCGCAAACUGACCUCUCAUCCGCCCACCAUCGUCAUGGUGCGCGAGGCGCUUAAAGUUCUGGACUCGCGCAAAGGGGCUUCAUCCCAAGCCAUCCAGAAGUACAUCAAGGUGAAGUACCCCUCAGCAGAUGGCGUCAGGCUGAAGCACUUUGUCCGCAGAGCUCUGAUAAAGGGGAUUGAGAGCGGGGCUCUGGUGAGGCCCCCCAACUCCACCAUCACUUCAGGUGCACUGGGACGAUUCCGGCUUCCACCAAAAAUGGUCUCAAAGCCUAAAAGUGAGAACACUGAUCCAAAUGUGCCAAAAGCUCCAAAGGCAGCUAAAGAUGAGGUUAAACGGCCACAAAAAGCAGGUGGUGCUAAGAAGAACAGCACUGCAAGUGGAGAGGUGAAGCCUGCAGAGGACCCGAUGCCUCCCAGGAAGGCCAAGAAGGACGAAAAGCCUGCUCCUGUAAAGAAACCAAAGGCUAAAAAAGCUGAGGCAAACGGAAGUGAGGGGAGCUCUGACUCAACCAAAGCUAAAGCGACCGACUCUACUAAAGCAACAAAGACUACAAGGCCCAAAACUGCUAAAGCUUCUCAGGGUAAAGCUGUGAAGGCAGAUGGUGAUGCUCCUGUCGCUAAAUCAGCAAAACAAAAGACAAAGUAA